Molecule: messenger RNA, 1032 nt
Organism: Melitaea cinxia (Glanville fritillary)
Lineage: Eukaryota; Metazoa; Arthropoda; Insecta; Lepidoptera; Nymphalidae
Exons: 5
Coding region: 1-1032 (343 amino acids)
Source: RefSeq, a predicted model, not a curated record
AUGAAUAUAAAAAUAACCACUUUUACGAAUCCUUUUUCAUUUUUUUGUGUGAAUGAAGAUUAUAGGAAACAUAAUAAUUAUUUGACACUUGAAUCUGAAUCGGAUCUCGGUAAAAAUUCCACAAAUACGAGUAAAAUUGGAAAAAUAAACCACGGCCAACAUGUUGCUGUCAUGUGGAACAAAAACUGGGCUCGUGGUGUUGUUUCAAUGGAAAAUCAAGUUUUGAUCUGGUUGCUAGAUUACGGAAUAUUUUUACGUCCAAAUGAUAAAACAAUAUACGUAGAUCUUCCUAUAGAGUACAGAAAAUUACCAACUAAAGUAUUCGAAGCCAGUAUUCACGGCGUUGUUCCAGUAGAUAAAGUACUAACAGAAGAUUGUCAAAUAAGGAAUUUUGUAACAACAACUUGGACUAAGGGUUGCAUAGAAAGAUGUCAGGAAAUGAUUAAAAAUGCAGCAACAAUAUUUUUUCAGCCUAUUGCUCUCUUAACAACAUCUCAUAAUCAUGUGGUCAUUGGAGAUUUAUUUCUUGAAAUAGAAGAAAAAGGAAUUGUUAAUAUAAUAGAUGAACUUGAAAGUUGGCCAGUAUUUCUAGAGAGAAAUAAAGAAGCCUAUGUCACUAAUUUUAUGAAACUAUAUACCAGUCGAAGGAAACACCGCUUGUGCUCACUAAAACCAGAAAUACCUGAUUUUGAUUUAGCAGAAAUAACACUUCAAACAACAUUAGAAGAAUACAAUGAGAUAUUGGAAAAAUGUCCUAAAUUAGAAAACUUUUUAGAAACAGAUUCAUUAUCUGGAGACGACAGCACUGUAGUAGAAUCGGUGGCACCAACCAAAGAUAAAAGUGCUUACAAAAUAUCUCCAGAAGACAUUGAGAAAUAUGCUAACAAAUAUGUAAUAAUAAAUGGUUGUAAGUAUAAUGUUUUAAGUAUUUUAAUAAACAAAGCUCGGGACCUAUCUAUCUGUGAGCGCUAUAAGGAUCAUGAUCUUAAAUCUGUUGGUAGAGGUUAUUCUUAUAGAAACAGUUUUUCUUAA